AUGACCGCUAUCGCCAGCAAUGUGGAUAACCAACAAUACUUGUUUCAAGCUACAGAGCCAGAACCUCGGCCGGUCAGUCAACGAGUUGUAAAUGCCUGGGAUAUCCUUCGAGCCGCAAAACCUACCAAUCUUCACGCCGAUAGGCCAACGGGGCUGCUCGCAUACACCUUACACUAUGGUCGUGAGGCCUUCCGGAUGCUGUUUCUCAAUGGGCCCGCUUCCGAUGGAACAGAACGCAAAGUCAAUUCAAAUGUUUUACGUGCAGUCGACGAACUCAGAGCCGCCGUGGAAGAAGAGGAGGACCCGGACGCAAUGUAUCUACUGGCCGAGAUGCACUUCCACGGCAAUUUCACAUACCCGCGCAACUUCAGCGAAGCCUUCCUGUGGUACAACGAGCUGGCAUGGCUGACUGGAAACAGCACGGCACAGUCCAUGGUUGGUUUUAUGUAUGCGACGGGCAUUGGCAAUGCGGUCGAACGUGACCAGGCAAAGGCGUUGAUGUACCAUGAAUUUGCCGCCGAGGGGGAAACACACGAUCUGAAAUGA
Penicillium cosmopolitanum is the source of this 546-nucleotide messenger RNA. Its product is annotated as tetratricopeptide repeat protein. The transcript is spliced from 2 exons. Gene Ontology annotation, molecular function: protein binding. The record is from RefSeq and is a predicted model, not a curated record. Gene Ontology annotation, cellular component: endoplasmic reticulum membrane. Gene Ontology annotation, biological process: ERAD pathway. The coding region runs from base 1 to 546 and encodes 181 amino acids. NCBI's taxonomy places the organism in Eukaryota, Fungi, Ascomycota, Eurotiomycetes, Eurotiales, Aspergillaceae.